Lathyrus oleraceus (garden pea) is the source of this 765-nucleotide messenger RNA. RefSeq lists its product as uncharacterized. The transcript is spliced from 2 exons. Gene Ontology annotation, biological process: proteolysis. The record is from RefSeq and is a predicted model, not a curated record. Bases 1 to 765 code for a protein of 254 amino acids. Gene Ontology annotation, molecular function: aspartic-type endopeptidase activity. NCBI's taxonomy places the organism in Eukaryota, Viridiplantae, Streptophyta, Magnoliopsida, Fabales, Fabaceae.
AUGGUUGCCCAUAAUGUUCAAUUUCAAGAAGAAACCCGGAACAAUCAGAAAAACACCACGACAUCUAUAAAGAAUCUUGAAGUCCAAAUGGGGCAAAUCACUCAGCAACUAGCUUAUAGUUCUCAAGCACAAGGUGCUCUACCUAGUGCAACCGUGAAAAAUCCUAGAGAGCAUAAUAAUGUGAGCGCAGUGACAACACGAAGUGGUAAAUCUGAUGAAGUUGUUGAGGAAGUGGAUGAAGAGGAAGCCCAAUUGAUCGAAGUGGACCUUGAGAUCAAAGAAAAUGAAGUUGUUAGGGAAGAAGUAAUAACACCGAAACCGGUUGUGAAAGAAACAGUCAUUGAGCCCAAGCCGGUUGUUAAGCUCCCCUUCCCCACUAGAAACAAGAAAAAAGGGCAACAUGAGAAAUACUUUGAAAAAUUCUUAGAGUUGUUCAAGAAGCUGAAGAUUAACAUUAUGUUGUUGGAGGGUAUGAAGAUUCCGAUAAAGAAGAAGGAUCGAGGGGUUAUCACUAUCCCAUGUACUAUUGGAGAUAGGGAAUUCAACAAAGCUCUGAUUGAUCCGGGAGCUAGUGUGAGUCUCAUGCCAUUAUCUAUUUACAAAAAUCUUGGUAUAUGGGUUGUGCAAGAUACCAGAAUGACACUCCAAUUCGCCGAUCAUUCGGUCAAGAAACCGUAUGGCAUUGUUGAAGAUGUUCUGGUGAAAAUUGAUAAGUUUUUAUUUCCGGUGUAUUUUAUAAUCCUUGAAAUACCGGAAGAUGAAUAG